This is a messenger RNA of Ceratitis capitata (Mediterranean fruit fly), 981 nucleotides long. Its product is annotated as protein late bloomer. The coding region runs from base 445 to 933 and encodes 162 amino acids. NCBI's taxonomy places the organism in Eukaryota, Metazoa, Arthropoda, Insecta, Diptera, Tephritidae. The transcript is spliced from 6 exons. Gene Ontology annotation, cellular component: membrane. The record is from RefSeq and is a predicted model, not a curated record.
UUUCAAUGCAUUAAUUUCUUAUUUCUUCAAGCGAAAUUGCGGCAUUUGGGACGAGAUGAGAGAGAUUCAAUCGCUGCCAUUUUAUCCAGAAAAAACUACGGCUUGAUGUGGUUUAUGGGCUGGUGGUCGCGCCAUGAUAACCGACUAUUUGAUGUCUGAAAUUGAAGCUCGUCAUGUCGGCAACAUUUGCUUUCAAAAACACGGCGCCACUUCGCACACAUCCCUUGAACAAUGAAUUUAUUGAGAGAGCAAUUCGGCAGUGUGCCAAGCGAUAGAAAACUGUAGAUUUUGACAGCCAACAGUGAAAUUCUGACAUUUUUCGUGGUUUUCGCAAUUGCUACUGUGAUCGUUUGUGCUUUGGGAUUGACAACGGUACAAACAGAGAAUAAAUCAAUCUGCAUUACACUAAUUAUUUUCGGCUCCAUUAUCUUUUUGGUAGCGCUUAUGGGCUGUUGUGGCGCUUUGGCUGAGAGCUUAUGUUGCUUAUGGACCUAUGCAAUAUUUCUCGUACUGCUCAUCGUCGCCGAUUUGGUUUUAUUGAUUGGUUUUAUGAAAGAUAUCGAUUAUGAAAAACAAGCGAAAAUCGAUAUGGAUACAGCAUGGCAGGAAUAUCUUCAUUCUAAUUUUCGUACGAUGAAUAAUUAUCAAAAUGCGCUACAUUGUUGUGGCAGAUACGGUCCGUCAGAUUAUGAGGCCGCCGGUUUGAAAAUACCCAAUAGCUGUUAUAAGAAACACAUUAUACCUGAAGAUCUAUAUGUGAAUGGUUGUUUGGCAGCGCUGAAAAAGGCAUAUAAUGAAACGCAAUCACGUUUGUUUACCUUCGAAUGGGUUACAUUUGCGGUUGAGGUAAUUGCUUUGGUAUGCGCUAUCACUUUGGCUAUAACAUUCCAAUAUGAGAGUUCUCGAUAUGGUUCAGAAGUCAGUAAUUUUUAAUCUAUAAAUUUAUUCACAUCACAAAGCUUUGUUUAUAAAAAUUAAAAG